AUGGGUGCUUGUGCGUCGUGUCUCGGCUUGAACCGGCAUCCCUCGCAGGACGACGAUGAGACAGACCCCCUCGUGAGCACUCGACAAGGCGACUAUGGAACUGUUGAGAGCGAGGAGGUUGCGCAGCCGGAUGAAGAAGAGCUGAGGAGGGAGAGGGAGGCUCUGGAACAGAUUACGAUGGAAGCGACAGAUAACAUGAUCGAUGCUUCACACCCGGGAACAUCAGAGCUGAGCCAGCACUUCGCGCAUGCCCGGCCGACUACACCGUUCGAGUCUUCAGCAGACGGACCGAGCGACGUGGAAGAGGACGAAGAUGAAGCUGCAUGGCUAGAGAGCGUUCAAGCAGCGGGAAUGGACGAGGUCGUUCCGGUGGACGAGAUACAAUCCGGCAACUUGGUCAUGGAUUUCAGCCGGCUGCGAGACGAUCCUAUGUCUAUACCUUCGACGGCGAAGCCGAGCUUGAAGGGCAAGCUGCCGGCGUGA
Molecule: messenger RNA, 483 nt
Organism: Saxophila tyrrhenica
Lineage: Eukaryota; Fungi; Ascomycota; Dothideomycetes; Mycosphaerellales; Extremaceae
Exons: 3
Coding region: 1-483 (160 amino acids)
Biological process (GO): positive regulation of TOR signaling; regulation of receptor recycling; cholesterol homeostasis
Cellular component (GO): late endosome membrane; membrane raft; Ragulator complex
Source: RefSeq, a predicted model, not a curated record